This is a messenger RNA of Lycium barbarum (goji berry), 2812 nucleotides long. RefSeq lists its product as uncharacterized. Lineage: Eukaryota; Viridiplantae; Streptophyta; Magnoliopsida; Solanales; Solanaceae. The record is from RefSeq and is a predicted model, not a curated record. Bases 182 to 2743 code for a protein of 853 amino acids. The transcript is spliced from 17 exons.
UAUCGGGCGACAGGCUUGAGUGCUUGAGGAGACCCGUCUGGCCCGUAUAGAUUCACACAACAGUAAAGAAAUAGACUUGUGAAAUUUGAUUAACCUCACUGAAAAGGUCAAACAUUUCCGGCCGGAGAACACAACUCUGUGCUUUCAAAUGCUACACCUUUGACAGAAAUAUAAAAUAGAGAUGAUUCGAAUAACAAGCUGCUGUUUGUGCAUAGCAAUACUAGUUGCACUACUGAGUCUGCUGUCCGAAUCAGCACCACAAGGAGCGUAUCGGAGAGAUCCAGGUCAUCAACAGUGGCGUCAUGGAGCUUUUCAAGACGUUAAAGACAACGUUCGAUCCGAAGUUCGUCAAAUGCUUCAUUCUCGUGCCGAGGUUCCAUUUCAAGUCCCUCUUGAAGUCAACAUAGUUCUUGUUGGUUUUAGUGGCGAUGGAGGCUAUAGGUACACAUUAGAUUCUCCGAAGUUGGAGGAGUUUCUGAAAGUCAGCUUCCCAACUCAUAGGCCCUCGUGUUUGGAGACGGGCCAGCCACUUGAUAUAGAGCAUCACAUUGUAUAUAAUACAUUCCCGGCUGGGCAGCCAGAACUAAUAGCCUUGGAGAAAGCACUUAAGGCAGCAAUGGUGCCUGCUGGAAAUGCAAGAGAGACUGAUUUUGGAAGGGAAGUUCCCCUUUUUGAAGUUGAGGCAACUGCUGUGGAACCAGAAUUUCAGAAGCUUUACUCUUACCUGUUUGAUCUUGAGAGUUGGGGACAGUCAGCUGAAGAGAUGGAUAGACCUUGGCCUACUGUAAUCUUUAUUGUUAACUUUGAUAAGGUAAGAUUGGAUCCGAGGAACAAGGACAUUGACCUGGACAGUUUAAUGUAUGGCAGAAUUACACAACUUAAUGAGGAAGAGAUGAAAAAACAAGAAGGAGAUUACAUAUAUCGAUAUCGUUAUAAUGGAGGGGGUGCUUCUCAAGUCUGGCUUGGCUCCGGCAGGUUUGUUGUGGUUGACCUCUCAGCAGGUCCUUGCACUUAUGGAAAGAUUGAAACUGAAGAAGGAAGCAUUAGUUCCAGAUCAUUGCCUCGUUUGCGAAAUGUUGUGUUUCACAAAGGAUCGGGUGUAGUAACUGAGCAUGCUGCUCAUGAUAUUUUUGUUGGUCAGCUUGCCUCUCUAGUUGCAACCACCAUUGAACACGUAAUAGCUCCGGAUGUUAGGUUUGAAACUGUCGAUAUGACAACAAGGUUGCUUAUCCCUAUCAUUGUCCUUCAAAAUCAUAAUCGCUUCAAUAUCAUGGCAAGGGGCAAUAACUAUAGUCUUGAUGUUGGAGCAAUAGAAGCGGAGGUGAAGAAAAUGCUUCACAAAGAACAGGAAGUAGUGAUGAUUGGAGGUUCACAUGCUUUGCAUCGCCAUGAGAAAUUGGCUAUAGCAGUUUCAAAAGCCAUGCGUGGUCAUUCCCUUCAAGAAACAAAGAAGGAUGGACGUUUCCAUGUACAUACAAAGACGUAUCUUGAUGGUGCGAUCCUUAGAGAGGAGAUGGAACGAUCUGCUGAUGUGCUUGCUGCCGGUUUACUUGAGAUGUCUGACUCUUCACUCUCAAGUAAAUUUUUCCUCCGCCAGCACUGGAUGGAUGAGAGUGAUGGUACAGCUGAUUCUGUACUAAAACAUAAACCUAUCUGGGCUACUUAUAACCAGAACCGAAAAAAGGAGAAGAAAAGAACAGUAGAAAAGAAGAAACAAGGAGGUCUGCACCGCACAUAUGGUACCAGAGUCAUUCCAGUGUUUGUUCUAUCUUUAGCUGAUGUGGAUGAACAUCUGAUGUUGGAAGAUGAAAGUCUUGUUUGGACAAGUAAAGAUGUAGUUAUCGUACUCCAACAUCAGAAUGAUAAGAUACCUUUGAGAUUGCUAUCAGUUUCCUUUGUCGGACUCUUCAAUUCCCACCGGGUGCGUGUCGGAUCCUUCAAAAGUAGUGCAUUUUUGGAGAGUCCGAGCAACAUAGACUUUAGCUGCAGCAGCCUCUUCCUAUGGAGCUAUGUUUCAGAAAUAGAGAGAAGGUAUGCUAUUCCAAUGCUAGCGCAACAACAUAUAUUGGCAGGGCUGGCUUCUGUUGUGGGUGGGUUGAGUGCUCCAUAUGAAAAGGCUUCUCAUGUGCAUGAAAGGCCUGUUGUAAAUUGGCUCUGGGCAACAGGUUGCCACCCAUUUGGACCAUUCUCUAACACUUCACAAGUCAGUCAAUUGCUCAAGGAUGUCGCCCUAAGGAACACCAUAUAUGCACGUGUUGAUUCAGCCCUUCACCGGAUCAGGGAGACAUCAGAGGCUGUACAAGCUUUUGCUGCAGAACAUCUUAAAACUCCUCUUGGUGAACCAGUAAAGGGUAAAAAGAACAAAACAAGCACUGAAUUAUGGCUGGAAAAGUUCUAUAAAAAGACUACCAACUUACCUGAACCAUUCCCCCAUGAGUUAGUUGAUCGUCUAGAAAAAUACUUGGAUAGCCUCGAGGAACAACUCGUAGAAUUGUCUUCCCUGCUAUAUGAUCAUCGCUUGCAAGAAGCACACUCGAACAGUUCAGAUAUCUUGCAAAGUUCCAUUUUCACUCAGCAGUAUGUGGAACAUAUUUUGGCUUCUGAGAGGGAGAAAAUGAAAUGCUGCAGUAUUGAAUACAAGCUUCCUGUGCAAUCUUCUCAGAAUUUAGUUUAUGCUGGUAUUCUUUUAGCCGGAUUUUUUGUGUAUUUUGUUGUAAUCUUCUUUUCAUCCCCUGUACGUUAAUUCCAGGAAUAAUCCCUAUUGUUAGAUCACAUAAAUUUUGAAGGAAAUAGUAAGAUGAAAUUUGAUAAA